AUGACUCACACCAACGGAGCAAACGGAGCCUCCAACGGAGCCCCUCUGAAAGGCGACCGCCGCAUUGGCAUCAUCAUGAACGGUGUCACCGGUCGCAUGGGCACCAACCAGCACCUUAUCCGCUCGAUCGUCGCCAUUCGCAACGAGGGAGGUAUUCGCCUCCCCUCUGGAGACCGCCUCGUGCCCGACCCCAUUCUCGUCGGCCGCAACGAAGCCAAGGUUGCCGAGCUCGCCAAGGCCCACGGGAUUGAGCGCUACACCACCGACCUCGAAGCCGCUUUGGCCAACCCCGACGACACGGUCUACUUUGAUGCUCAGACGACAGGGCGCCGCACCGACGCCGUCAAGCAGGCGAUCAAGGCUGGCAAGCACAUUUACUGCGAAAAGCCCACUGCUACGAGCACCGAGGACGCGCACGAGCUGUACCGGCUGGCGACCGAGGCAGGACUCAAGAACGGCGUGGUGCAGGACAAGCUCUGGUUGCCUGGCCUGCGCAAACUCAAGACACUCAUUGAUUCGGGCUUUUUCGGCGAGAUUCUCAGCGUCAAGGGAGACUUUGGCUACUGGGUCUUCACCGGAGAGACACCUGUGUCCCCGCAGCGCCCCAGCUGGAACUAUCGCAAGGAGGACGACGGCGGUAUCAUUGUCGACAUGCUGUGCCACUGGCGCUAUGUCAUUCACAACCUCUUUGGCUCUAUCAAAUCCUUGAGCUGUCUUGGGGCAACCCACAUCAAGCAGCGCGUGGACGAGGCGGGCAACACGUACAAGUGCACGGCCGACGACGCAGCGUAUGCCACCUUUGAGCUUGACUCUGGUGUCAUUGUUCACUUCAACUCGAGCUGGACGACGCGUGUCCGUCGCGACGACCUCUUGACCAUCCAGGUCGAUGGCACCAAGGGAAGUGCGGUGGCGACGUUGCGCGACUGUGUCGUUCAGCACGAGUCGGCCACCCCCCGGCCUACUUGGAACCCGGACGUUGACAGCGACAUUGAUCACUUGGCCGCCUGGUCCCGCGUGCCCGACUAUGAGGUGUUUGACAAUGCCUUCAAGGUUCAGUGGGAGCUCUUCUUGCGUCACAUCGUGCUCAACGAGCCUUGGCAGUACACCCUGCUUGAGGGUGCCAAGGGUGUGCAGAUCACCGAGCUCGGUCUUGAAAGUUGGGCCAAGCGUGCCUGGGUCGAUGUUCCAGAGCUGGCAUGA
This is a messenger RNA of Apiotrichum porosum, 1200 nucleotides long. RefSeq lists its product as uncharacterized. The transcript is spliced from 2 exons. Gene Ontology annotation, molecular function: nucleotide binding. NCBI's taxonomy places the organism in Eukaryota, Fungi, Basidiomycota, Tremellomycetes, Trichosporonales, Trichosporonaceae. The coding region runs from base 1 to 1200 and encodes 399 amino acids. The record is from RefSeq and is a predicted model, not a curated record.